AUGGCUCGGUCAUCGAUCCUUCGUCUGGGUUUUUGUGUCAUACUCUUUCUUCUCAUUCCCCUCCCAAGCACUGCUGUCGAGGGGAAUCACCUCGAGCGCCGGGCUCGCAAGAAGAGCAUACCGAAGUCCACUGCAGCUUUUGGCGUUCAGCAGCCGCAGCUGUCUCAGCAAAAGGACGAGGAAGGCGUUGGCAGUGCUUCGCACACUAUCGCGAUGCAACGUGGGUUUGAUGAGCAACACAACACAAUCAACGAAGACCCAUCAGCUAUUGUCUCUCCUCCCCUUUCGUACCACGCUAAUCCGUCGUCUUCUCUCGAGCGCCAUGUCAGCUCACUCCGCCUUCUUCCUCCUUCCAACUCGCCCAUUGGCCCUGCCACCUCAUCUCACUCUCCAUCUAAAUCGCAGCACAACGAUCUUUCCGGCUCUCCACCGCAAGUCAGCGCAGCUGCAAGACGGAAGAAAAGGUUCAGACGCCCUUCCGAGAAGGCCAAGGAGAACGACGAGGCAGGAGACUACACGAGUCAUAUGACGCGUCAAAGGCACAGUAGUAGAACAGUUUUUGGUCGAGACAACAAAACACCCUCCGAAGAAUCGAUACAAGAACUCUUUGACGAGGUGGCCGCAAGAAGUCACCAGACUGAUGGGAAGCGCACUUUAAGUAGCGAAGAAAAGAAACACCUGUCUAUUGAGGCCUUGCAUGCUUUCAAUAUAAUAAGCAAGAGCUCAAGGGUCGAUUUUCAAGGCGAAAGAUAG
Molecule: messenger RNA, 753 nt
Organism: Acaromyces ingoldii
Lineage: Eukaryota; Fungi; Basidiomycota; Exobasidiomycetes; Exobasidiales; Cryptobasidiaceae
Exons: 3
Coding region: 1-753 (250 amino acids)
Source: RefSeq, a predicted model, not a curated record